Hevea brasiliensis (rubber tree) is the source of this 2199-nucleotide messenger RNA. RefSeq names its product basic leucine zipper 34-like. Gene Ontology annotation, biological process: positive regulation of DNA-templated transcription. Bases 725 to 1747 code for a protein of 340 amino acids. Gene Ontology annotation, cellular component: nucleus. Lineage: Eukaryota; Viridiplantae; Streptophyta; Magnoliopsida; Malpighiales; Euphorbiaceae. Gene Ontology annotation, molecular function: DNA-binding transcription factor activity; DNA binding. The record is from RefSeq and is a predicted model, not a curated record. The transcript has 4 exons.
AACAAAGACAGAAGAUAGAAUAACAUAUCCAAAACUUUAGUGAAUAAACUAUAUAGUAUGUAGAAUGUGUUGAUGCCAAGAAGAGGGGUCACCUCUGCACGUGGUGGAACUGGCUGAUUCCUCUACUUAUAAUUAAACUACUACUACUGGCGACUUUCCAGUAAAACCAUCGACUCUCCAAUAUCCCAGCUGUUUCUAGCUGUCCCUAAUCCACCCCCCCCAUGUGACCCACCAGCACCGGCACCACCAUCCUUCUUCCGUUCCACCUCUCACACCUCUGGACCUUUAAAAAAAAAUUUCUUUUUACCCAAUAAAAAAAAAUUUCAGAGAAAGGAAAAUGAAGGCAUGUAACUAAACCCAUCAUGAUGUCGUUUUCUUGCCAGUGCUUUGCUUCUCUCACAUAGUUCAUAUCUCCUUCAUUUCUUCCAUAUUUAGAGUGGUAUUAGUUUAUAUCUCCAAGCUUUUCUAUCAUUACAUUCUUUUCUUGGUAUUAGUUAUAGUUAGUUCUUUUCUCAAUGUAUCCUAGCUACUCAGUUUUUUAAGGAGCCGAUGAUUUUUCCAAAUCAUUUUUAGAUUGUUAUAUCCUUUGCCUUCUUUGGUCUGUUUUCAGUUGUUGGAUAUUGAUUUUUUUUUUCCCCAUAUUAUCCUGCUCUACAUUUAUAUAUAUGUACACACACACAGUUUUAUCUAUCUACCUGUGCUUUUAAGGUUUUGAGAGUAUAGCAUGGCUCAAUUACCUCCCAAAAUACCUAUUAUCACUCCAAAUUGGCCUCCUUUUCCUCAUCAAACAAUGUCUAACUAUCUCUCCAAUACUCACACCAGCGCCACCGCUGCAGCCGCCGUUGUUGUUGACACCCGUCAACCCUCCUGGGUUGAUGAAUUCUUGGACUUCACGUCCGCCAGACGCGGCGUCCACCGCCGUUCUAUAAGCGAUUCCAUCGCAUUUCUCGAGAUAAGUGCAACGCCAUUGGCCGAAGACUGCAAUGAACAGACAAAUAACAACAACAUCAAUUAUAAUAAAUAUAAUAAUCAUAAUUCCCCGAAUGCCUUCAUCUCCGGCAAUCAUGGGUUCGACAGGCUAGACGACGAGCAGCUCAUGUCCAUGUUCUCCGACAACAUGUCGUUGUCCAUACCACCAUCCUCGUCGAACCCAUCAACGCCGUCCGAUCAGAACAGCAACAAUGAUGAGAAACCAAUGGUGGGGUUAGAUCAACAAUAUCAUCAACAUCAACAAAAAAAUGAGCAGCAGCAACUGGCCAAGGCUGAGCCCGGGGAGGUGGAGAGCUCAUGCAAGCAAGAACCACCAACACAACAGCCUCUCACAUCUUCUAAUGGUGACCCUAUCAUUAUUGAUCCUAAGAGGGUUAAGAGAAUCUUGGCAAAUCGUCAAUCUGCUCAAAGGUCAAGAGUGAGGAAGUUGCAAUACAUUUCAGAGCUUGAACUUAGCGUCACGACAUUGCAGACGGAAGUGUCCGCAUUGUCACCAAGAGUAGCAUUUCUGGACCAUCAAAGGUUGGUUUUGAAUGUUGAUAAUAGUGCUCUAAAGCAAAGGAUUGCUGCUUUGGCUCAAGAAAAGAUUUUCAAAGAUGCUCACCAAGAGGCAUUGAAGAAGGAAAUAGAGAGACUACAGCAAGUGUAUCAUCAACAAAACCUUAAGGAGAUGAACAGAAACAACAACAAUAACAGCAAUGGAGCAGCAGCAAACCAUAUGCAGCAUGCGGACAAGGAGGAGCUUCUCAUGAACUGAGAAAACAGAAAAGGAGGGUAGUAGACUAGUGGAUGAGAAGCUACGGUGCCAUUGAUUUGAUCUGGUGCUCACCUGGGAUAUCACGUGAUGUGUCUCUUUAGAGUGGGGCUCCUGACAAGCUUGUGAGAUUGGAAUUAGAGAGUUUGACAUUGGCACUUGGAUUGCUAAGAUAGGGUGGCGACAACAACAAUUUUUUUUUUAAUAUUCUUGGGUUGGUUUGAUAUUUUUCUUUAUUUUAUUAAUUUUUAAUGAUUAAAAUGGCUUAUUUUUUGCUGAUGAUAUAAAUAUUUUGGUGGGGCCAUAGAAAUUAGAAAGCAGGUGUUUUGGGGUUGGAUUGAGGUUGUGCAAGUGUUGGAUACAUGGAAAUGGGAUAGGCUUGACUGAGGGUUAAGGAGAGCUUAAUAAUGAUUUGAUUAUUUUAUUAAUGUUUUCACCUUUUGUUUUUUUUUUUU